AUGGCAAACGCAGCGGAUAGUCAGCCUUUCUUCGAGCAACAUGCUCGCAAGAUCGGAAUGGAGCAGCCACUCUUGGACAAAUUCAUAGCUGGAGGGGUCAAGACGGUGUCCAUGGCGGCCUAUGCCGCCACUCAACCGGGUCAACCUCUCACAGAUAGGGAGGUCUCCACUCUAUGUACGAGUCUGGGGCAGAACAACCCCACUCUUGCACAGAUGACAGUUGUCAAGAGGCUCCUGUUUGAGUGCCAGACCAUGAGCUUGGCAAACUUGAAGGCAACCGUGGAACAGCAGCCGGACUCAGUCCUACGUAAGCUGCCAGGAGCUGAGAGAGCCCAGCGCCUGGAAUUGCAGGCUCAAAGGCUGGGCGGACUCUCGAUUGAGCAUGACUUAGAGCCCGCCUUUUCAGUAUAUGAUGCUGUGUCGACACAAGUAGAGCAAGGGUCGCUGAAAUACCUGCAUCCGAGCAAGAUCCCCACGCGUCGCCAGGAAUUGGCGCAAGGCAAGCCAACCAAGGAACUUGUGCUGGACGCUUCGGGGGAUGGCCUCUCGGUUCAAGACAAAUCCUCUAAAGUAGAGGCCCAGUUGGCGACUUACAGGGCGCUGCAAAGACGGGGUCUGGCCUACGACCUCGUUGGCAUUUUGAGUUUCAAGGUGCACGAGAAAUGGCUUCAGAAGGCCUUUGCUACCUUGCAGACCCCACCGCCCCCAGGCUUCAACCGUCCGACGCUGCAGCAGGUCCUGCGAGCAGAUCGGGCCUUGUGGAUGGAGCUUGGCAGCAAACAGCCGACCCUGACAAGGGCAGCGGCGAACGCGCCGCUCGCGGACGCCCGGUGCUUAGAUCAAGUCUUUCUGGAAGCCACCAACACGGUUGCAGUCAAUUUCCACUUCAUGCCGACACCUCGUGUGGAAGGGUUCCCAGAUAGAGGAGGCAAAGGCGCUGGCAAGGGCCCCAAGCGCUGGGGCGACGGAAAAGGGUACGGACAAUGGAAAUAUCAGAGGACCGACAAAGGAGACAAGGGCCAGGGAGGCAAAUCAGGCCUCAAGGGGGCCCGCCUCCCCACAAAAGGAAAAUUUGACAGUGGCAAGGGAGGCUUUCCGAACAAGUCCCUUGUCUUGCAAGGAGGCAAGGGGGAGACCCCCAUGCCGGCCGCCUUGCGAGGCGGAGUGCCGAACGACGAGCAAGGAGAGCCUCUUUGUUUUGGCUUCAACCUAGGACAGUGCAAGGACGUUGCUUCCGGAAGCAUCCCUUUUCUGAGCACAAGCAUUCAGGCGGACAGGCCCGAAGAGAGCUGCAAGGACUCGUACCCUGCUGCUUUUGCGAAAGGGCAAGAGAAGCAGCCCCCGCUCAAGCGGGUGGCUGAGCCAAUCCCACAAUUUUCCAAGCCUCCAGCCGAGGCUUCUGCAUUUUCACCUCAGGCGAGUCAUCACGGCGCGCAGAGGUCUGGGCAAGCGCAAUGUACUGCGCCCCAGACCAUACAGGAGUGUUGGGUUUUGGAAAUUUUCGCGGGGUCGGCCGGGAUUACCUCGGCAGCUGCUUCAGCCGGCCUCAAGCGGUCAGUCGGAGUAGACAAUGUCCGCAUGCCGAGGCGCAAGGGCAAGAUCAUACAGCUGGACUUGCUCCUGUUGUCGCACCAAGGUCUUCUGUGGAAAUGGCUGGGUUCUCCAGGACUGGUCGCCGUAUGGCUGGCGCCGCCCUGCGGCACAUCCAGCAGGGCCAGGGAAAUCCCGUGUCCGGGGGAGGACGAGCCGCGUCCUUUGCGGUCAGUGGAGUGCCCGGAAGGGCUCCCAGGCCUUGGCCCAAGCGAUGCAGAAAGGGUGGCAAAGGCUAACGAGCUUUACCGGCUCACGGCCCGAAUCUGGGGCUUCUGCUGCGAAAAUGACAUUGUGGUAAUCAUAGAGAACCCCUAUCGCAGUUUCUUCUGGCAUUGCAGCGCCAUUGAACACAUCCUCAGGAGUGAACAGGCGAUCGUGGUCCAGUGCGACUUUUGCAUGAUGGGAGGUUCGAGAUUAAAGCGGACGGCCCUGCUGUGCAACAGCGACCUCAUCACAGGCCUGGCUGUCACGUGUGAUGGAUCCCACGAGCACCUGCCCUGGAAAGUGCAAGAGGGAGUUCUCGCAACAAAGCUUGAGACUGCGUGUCCACACCAGUUUUGUAAGCACUUUGUUUCCCUGCUGCUGCAGCAUCUGUUAUCCCCGAAUUUCGCAGACGAAUCAGAUGGACAGAUCCCGGGCUUCAAGGCGCCAGGAGCCCCGGCGCUGAGAGUGACGCCCCUACUGUCUUCUGCGACGGAUGUACUGGUGGAGGUGAUUGAGACUCGAGCUGCGCAGUCACGGAGAUGGCUCCAGCGAGCCCAGGAGCUGCAGUUAGCUGAAGACGACUUCAAAGCCAAGCUGCCCGAGCACAUACGCAGCAGCCUCCGUAACAAGAGAAUACUGCUCUUCAAAGAGAUGCUGGAAGCAUCCCACUACGCCGACAAGGCAGUGGCGGACGACCUGGCACAGGGUUUUGACCUUGUGGGGCAUUUAGACCUUCCGGCAGGCUGGUCCACCGACUUUCGUCCAGCAUUCCUCUCCCUGAAGGACCUGUCCCAACUGACGCAGGAGACGAACCACCAGGUCAUCAAGGAAGUUGAGGACUCAUCUCAGUUCUUGGAAGAACUGUGGCAGAAAAGUCUCGAUGAAGUGUCAAAAGGCUGGUCGGAAGGACCUUUCCGAGAGCAGGACUUGCCACAAGGAGCUGUAGUCAGCAAACGUUUUGCGAUCCAACAAGGAAACAAGGUCAGGCCGAUUGACGACCUGUCCCAGAGCCACAUCAACGAGGCAUUCGGGAGCAUGGGGAAGAUCGAGUUGCAUGACAUCGAGACAAUUGCAGCGUCGGCCAUAUUGUUCCUGAGGCACGCAGGACAAGGACUGCUUGGUAAAACCAUUGACCUGAAAUCAGCAUAUAGGCAACUACCACUGUCCGAAGAGGCACUCAACAUGGCCUACGUGGCUGUCAAGGACCCCAAUUCGGGGGAGGUUCGCUUCUUUAGGCUUCGGCUUCUCUGCCUUCCAUUCGGCGCUGUGGCGGCGGUCCAUGCAUUCAUCAGGGUCAGCCUGGCUAUUUGUCAUAUAGGAAACACGUUUUGGCACUUGCCUUGGAGCUCUUUUUACGAUGACUUCACACUGUUGUCAACACGACAGCUGGCCACUAGCGCAGAGGCCAGUGCAUGUUUUCUGCUAGACUUGCUCGGCUUUGAGUUUGACAGAGACGGAGACAAGGCCCAGCCGUUCCAGGAGGGGCUACGACACUACAUAGCCGAGGCGUCGCCGAGGAUAGUGCGAGCCCAGACCUCAGAGACGGUGUACGCUUUUACGGACGCCUCGCAAGAAGGACUCCAAGGCCUCGAAAUGGGCCUGGGAGCAAUCCUGUUCAAUCAGGAGGGGCACAUCCUGUGCUGGUUUGGCAUUGUGUUACCGCAUGACCUUGCUGAGAAACUUCUGCAAGGAAAGUCUAAAGUCAUCAACGAGCUCGAGAGCAUAGCUGUUCUCCUGCUAUUCAUUCUAGCCCGAGAGUUUCUGCGGGGGAAACAUGUGAUGUGCUACUUAGACAAUGAGGCGGCGCGCAUAACGCUCCUCAAGCUGACCAGCGAUUCAGAGGCUUUGACCCUCUUGAGCAAUGCUUGUGCAUUGUUAGAACAGGAGCUUGAGAUGAUCCCGUUCUACGCUCGGGUACCCAGCAAAUCCAACGUGGCGGACGCCCCGUCUCGCCUUGACUUUACAGGGCUGCCACACAAUUGCAGGUUCCAAGACCAGGUGCUUCUUGCGGAAAUGGCCAAGCUGGUGAACUCGCUCGUCGGGCGCGGGGCCUGA
Molecule: messenger RNA, 3852 nt
Organism: Symbiodinium natans
Lineage: Eukaryota; Dinophyceae; Suessiales; Symbiodiniaceae
Source: the annotation of a GenBank genome assembly